AUGCUCGGUCGUCUAAAGGUUGGCCGGCACGACCGGCGAAACAGCAGCCGUACAAAAGGCCGUUGCGAGGCUGGGACAAGGGAACAGGGGGACUGGGGCUGUGGGGUGGAGACUAAAGAGGUCGACGACACGAGGAGAGACAAACGAACGCCAUGCUGGCCUGUCGACCGCCAAGAAGUCGACAAUCGCGAGGACAGCCUGGCACCGGGAGAUGUUUCUCUAAAGUCCUCUCAGCAUGCCGACAUUCCCACCCGUUCACGCACACACAGGCUCGCGCGCAGAUCCGGCCAAGAUGUAAUGAGGAAACAGACUGACCAACAGACCAACAGACCGACCGAUCGACAGACGGAACUAUGGAUCGAGUCUCCUUCAGAAGAAGGCAAACUUUUGAAGUUGACUCUUCCCAUAGCCUCAUCGCCCAUUAUCCAUCACGCAAUCAUCAGUCCUCCACUCCCCUUCUCACGACCGGGGUUAUUCGCUACAACAAACUUCGCCAUCAAUAGACGUAUCAACUGCAAGCGGCCAUUGAGCUCACACUUCGGGCACGACGACGGUGAGUGGGAAGACGGGAAACAUGGUCAGUCGGUUGGCCAAAUUGAAAGCCAGCUUUCGUGGCGAUUCCCCGACUCCUCCAUCUUGCGCCUCUCAGUCUCUUCACAUUCUCGAAUGCUAGUUUGCUGGUUGACUCUUUUUUUCUCUUCGAUUUGUCCAUUCAACGGCACAUUUCCUCUUUCCUUGUUUCUCGAUUUCCUCGCUUCCUUUGCUUCAUCAGUUCCUCUAGUCCUCAAUUCCUCAUUUUCCCGUUCAUUUGUCUCCUCAUUCGCUCAAAUCCUGGCCAGGCUUGGGCUGGCCAAAUUGACUGUUCACUUUGCGUCCGAAAUCCUGUUGUCGGUUGGGAGAAGGGAAGAGGGGGCACUUUACGGGCAACGAUGCCUGUGCACUAGCCACCAUGUCGUUGUCCAACUCGACGCUGGGUUCCUGUACUAUGAAUUUGUGAGAGCUCAGCAUUGA
Molecule: messenger RNA, 1011 nt
Organism: Protopolystoma xenopodis
Lineage: Eukaryota; Metazoa; Platyhelminthes; Monogenea; Polystomatidea; Polystomatidae
Source: the annotation of a GenBank genome assembly